AGAUUUUUGUAAUCUUUUAAUUUAGUUUGAUUCUCAACAUAACGUUUUAAAGAAGUUUUAAAAAAUGAGUAAUGAAGAACUUUUGGAUAAUUCACAGCCGAUUUUAUACUCUUAUUGGCGCUCUAGCUGCUCAUGGAGGGUGAGAAUAUGUUUAAAUCUCAAAGAGAUCCCUUACGAUAUCAAGCCAAUAAGCCUGAUUAAAUCUGGUGGCGAACAACAUUGCAAUGAGUACAGGGAAGUGAAUCCAAUGGAACAAGUUCCAGCAUUACAAAUUGACGGCCACACACUGAUCGAAUCAAUGUCAAUAAUGCAGUACUUAGAAGAGACUCGACCGCAACGAGCUUUACUUCCUCAAGAUUUCCAUAAACGCGCAAAAGUCAGAGAAUUAUGUGAAGUCAUUUCAUCAGGAAUUCAACCAUUGCAGAAUCUUAUCGUUCUUAUUCAUGUUGGAGAAGAAAAGAAGAAAGAAUGGGCUCAACAUUGGAUAACCAGAGGUUUCCGAGCCAUUGAAAAGCUUCUUUCAACAAGUGCUGGAAAAUAUUGUGUUGGUGAUGACAUCACGUUAGCUGAUUGUUGUCUUGUACCACAAGUGUUCAACGCGAGACGAUUUCAUGUAGAUCUUAGACCUUAUCCAAUUAUCUUACGGAUAGAUCGAGAGCUCGAAGGUCAUCCAGCAUUCCGAGCAGCUCAUCCUGCAAAUCAACCAGAUUCACCGCCUGAAAUGACCAAAUAAUCCAACAAUUGACAGAGAUCUUGAUCAACUUGGCCAACAAUCAUUCUUUUAAACAUUGUUGCAAUACAUUUUUCGUUGCAGCAUCCUUUGAACUAUAUCAACAAUUAAUAAACUUUCGGAUUCAUCGAUUAAGAGUAAAUUUUUAUCUCAAAAAUAAUUCCGUACAAAGAUUUCUGUAAAUGUUCACAAGUUUGAAGAAAACAAUAAAAAAAUAUUUAAUAAAAACAUUCAAAAGUGGUAUAAAUGAAGUGAUUUGAUU
Clunio marinus is the source of this 992-nucleotide messenger RNA. The record is from the annotation of a GenBank genome assembly. Lineage: Eukaryota; Metazoa; Arthropoda; Insecta; Diptera; Chironomidae.